AGCAACACUCUCCGAAAUCUACCGGGGAGGGGAAUAAUUUUUACAAGCUGGUUGGGAAAUAGUUAGAUAUCUUUUGAAAAACCCGUAUCUUCCUCUAUGAAAGAAUAGUUAUAGUAUACGGUGUUUUAUGUCAAUCUGCGGCUUGUUAGGUGAAAAAUGUUUAAGAUAUAUCGUUCGAUACAGGCUUGUUUUGGUAUUUUGCUAGGUCAGGAAGGCUUUUGACCACUGGCUGUUUAGUGCCGUUAUUUGGGUAAACAUACUUUGAAGAUUUUUAAAAUAUAAUUGGCAUGGAAAGCAUUUAAUGUAUACCAUAUAAGAUAAGCAAAUAUAGUGUUUAUUGUCAGCUAGAUGGCAGUAUCCCGUUUUCCUGACACGAAUGCUAACGUUGCUAGCUAGCUUGAUGAACAAAAGCUCAGGACGACAUUGCUCGAUGCUCUAUAGCGAAUAGUCUGUGAUUUAAUUGUAGCCGUUACCAGAACCUAUAAGACCAUUGUGCUGUUAUUGGUCAUUAAAUAAAUUAACGACAGCUUAGUAUCUCGCUUGUACGAGUAUGAUAUGCUUGGUCACUUGAGACAGCUUGCUUUUUUUUACUAGCUGGCUAGCUAGUUAAAUGGAUCAAUGGCAUGGCAGUAUGGGUGAUAACUGGUCUAUUUUUAGAUCCGUAUAGCUAAAAAACUUAAAUCAGUUGAUGAGCGUUAACUAUUUUGGCAUUACAGAUGUAACCCAACGACUGUAACGACAACUUAAACUACACUGUUUCGAAUGUACGAUGUUUUAAAUAGAGCUACGAUAGAGAUUUUGUCAAGAGAGAUUCGAUUUCAACUUGUAAACUUUUCAAAUUUUUAUGGCGUUGGUGAUGCUAUUUCUCGACGUACUCUCUGCCUUUAAAGUAACUAACCGUUUGAUGGACUAAUAUUUGCAUCUUGUUCAAUUAAAUUCAAUGAUUCUAAUCCACGCCUUUGACGAUUUCAGUAAUUUAUCAAAAAUUAAACUUCCCUGGUUAGUCCUACAAUGAGCGGGCAAAGUUCAACUGUAGAGAAGGGACUGAAUGGCGUUUUGGUUUGUCAAGAGAGUUACGCGUGUGGCGGAUCAGACGAGGCCGUUUAUGAGUGUGACGAGUGCGGCAGCUUGCAGUGCGUGCGCUGCGACCUCGAGCUCCAUCGGCAGGUGCGCAUGAGGAACCACGAUCGGAUUCGAAUCGCGCCGGGUCAUGUGCCUUUCUGUGAUUCCUGCAAAGGUUAUGGUGGCCCGGCUAACGGCGGUCGAUUCAGGGCAGUAGUUCGUUGUCAAGGAUGCAAAAUAAAUUUAUGUUUGGACUGUCAAAAACGAACACACAGCGGAGCCAACAAAAGAAAACACCCACUUACUCCUUAUCUGCCUUCCAAACCUCCAGAACUGAAUAUGUGUUCUAGUGAUGGAGAGUUGGACGGUGCAAUGGCCCAACUCGAAAAGGUUUGCAGCUUUCUUCUAGUGGAUGAAAAAGAGGAAAUGCAGGUGAAAGAUGGGGAUGACUUUGUAAACAGGUUGGCCUGUGCACCAGAGGAGCUUCUCAAGGUGGUGUCCAUCUUUGGUAAUACAGGGGAGGGCAAAUCUCACACCCUCAACCAUACCUUUUUCAAGGGCCGUGAGGUUUUCAAGACAUCCCCCACUCAGGAGUCCUGCACUGUGGGUGUGUGGGCUGCACUGGACCCAGUCCACAAAGUAGUGGUCAUAGACACAGAGGGACUACUGGGAGCAGGAACCAACCAGGGUCAGCGAACACGUCUCCUGCUCAAGGUGUUGGCUGUGUCGGACCUGGUCAUAUACCGCACUCAUGCUGACCGCCUCCAUGACGAUCUUUUCAAGUUCUUGGGAGAUGCCUCAGAUGCUUAUUUGAAGCACUUCACCAAGGAGCUGAAAGCUACCACUGCCCGCUGUGGCCUGGACGUGCCGCUGUCCACUCUUGGCCCAGCCGUUAUUAUAUUUCACGAGACUGUCCAUACCAAGUUACUAGGUUCAGAUAAGCCAUCUGAAUCUGCUGAACGUCUUCUCCAGGAGCGUUUCAGGAAGCUCAACCUCUUCCCUGAAGCCUUUAGCUCGAUCCACUACAGAGGCACGCGCACGUAUAACCCCCCGACAGACUUCAGUGGACUGCUGCACAACGUGGAACUGCAGCUAGAGAACACCACCACGCGCUCGCCACGCUCUGCCAGCGUCAUCUACAAGGCUCUUCAAGCCUUGAGUGAGCGUUUCAGUGGUGAGAUCCCCGAUGAGCACCUGACCAGUAACUCCUUCUUCCCUGACGAGUACUUCACCUGCUCCAGUAUCUGCCUGAGCUGUGGUGCGGGCUGCAAGAACAGCAUGAACCAUCUCCGGGAGGAGGUGAGCCAUGAGGCUAAGCAUCGCUGCCGAUACUCCGCCCACUAUGACAACCGCAUUUACACAUGCAAGGCAUGUUAUGAGAGUGGUAAGGAGGUGAUUGUUGUUCCCAAGACAACAGCCUCCUCUGACUCACCCUGGUUUGGUUUGGCUAUAUAUGCAUGGUCUGGGUAUGUGAUUGAAUGUCCAAACUGUUCAGUGAUCUACAGAAGCAGACAGUAUUGGUAUGGGAACCAGGACCCUGUUGACACUGUGGUCCGUACUGAGAUCCAGCAUGUUUGGCCAGGGUCUGAUAGAUUCUUGAAGGACAACAACAAUGCAGCACAGAGGCUGCUGGAUGGGGUGAACUAUGUGGCCCAGUCCGUGUCGGAGCUGAGCGUCAAGCCCGCCAAGGCCGUCACAUCCUGGCUCACAGACCAGAUUGCACCGGCUUACUGGAAACCCAACUCUCUUAUAUUUAAUUGUUACAAGUGUGGUGAAACCUUCAAGGACAAUGACACAAAGCACCACUGCCGGGCCUGUGGAGAGGGCUUCUGUGAUGGCUGCUCCUCUAAGACCAGGCCUGUGCCAGAGAGAGGCUGGGGGCUGGCACCAGUCAGGGUUUGUGAUUCCUGCUUUCAGAACAGAGGAAUCCCGGAAGAGCUGUUGGAUGCUGCAUUGGAAGAAGAGGAGAGUGGGACUCUGAUAGCCAGGAAAGUAGGAGAGGCAGUGCAAAACACUUUAGGAGCUGUGGUCACAGCCAUAGACAUCCCUUUGGGCUUGGUUAAGGACGCCGCUCGACCCGCCUACUGGGUGCCCGACCAUGACAUCCGCUGCUGCCACCAAUGCCAAAACGAGUUCAGUGCCCGUCUCUCCAUUCACCACUGCCGGGCUUGUGGUCAGGGCGUGUGUGACAGCUGCUCCCCUGACCGGCGGGCCGUGCCCUCUCGGGGCUGGGACCAUCCUGUGAGGGUGUGCACUGCAUGCAACCAAAAACCCGGAGACCUCUAGCAGGACUGGGGCUCGCAAUACGACAUCAUACACCCACCCCUGCUCUCAGGUCACAAUGUUUCAGCCCAUGUUGGGAGUGACGCGCUGCACUUUGAAGAUGCUGGUCCUGUAAAACAGGAGGAGCAGCUUUGCCAUUUCUUCCUAACAUUCAGUGCUUUCGCAAGCUUGACACCGCUGAGUCCAGUGCACUGAAAACCAGCUCACUCUGAAAAGGAAACGGCAACUCAAACAUCAUGUCAAUGGAAGAACACUUGAUGUUAUUUUGACAAUACAUUGCACAUCAUGUGACAUAACCCAGAUACACUGUGCCGCCACCAGGCUGAUUCGGUGAACUUUAGGUCAUUUUUGGCUUAAUUAUGUUUUUAUGGUUUUAGCAUUUCAUGAACAUGGGCUGAAAAUUGACAAAUCUUUGACUCUCCCCAAUUAAAGUCUGCAUGUAUGCAGAGAAUGCCUAUACUGUAAGCAAAAGCAGCUCUGUGGCCAUUGCAAGGAACUUGCAGAGUAGAAUACAGGCUAUUCAUGCUAUUGCACCCCUCAAUUCCUAAGUCAGUUUAGGAAGCAUUUCGGUCCUUAAUUUAGCUUUUUAUCUACUUACCCCAGGGGAUAUUUUUCUUUAAGCAUGGCCCUAAUGUAGUGCUACAGUGCAUUUUUGUUUUAUCCCUAUAAUUUGAAUUUGUCUCCUUGAUCAUAGGUUGACGUAAUUCUCAUGGUAUUGGGGACAUCUGGGGGGGGGGGGGGUGUGCCUGUUUUAGUAAUUUACUACCGCAGUGGUGAACAAUCUGCAUACUGCUUCUAACACUAUUAGAGACUGCAGAGGAAGUAUAAAAUGUGGCACUGCAUAGGUGGCUGUACACCUCUAUGCCAAUCCACUUGAUUAUAAAUUCAUAUCAUUCACAAUGUUAAUAUUCAUAUUUCGAUUUGUACAGUAGUUAUCAUCUAGUCCCUGGUAUGAGUUAUUAGGUUUAUGUAAAGUGUUCCUCAGCCAAAAAUAAAGCACUUGUCUGAGAUUUGAGACAAUAGUGACUGAAUGUGUCUGAGACAGAUGUACCAUGAACAUGAGUAAUUGUCCUGUUUUAUGCACCUCGUAUGCUGACUCAAUUAAACAUGAGUACCUCUAA
Messenger RNA from Electrophorus electricus (electric eel), 4466 nucleotides. It is a transcript of the gene zfyve1, whose product is annotated as zinc finger, FYVE domain containing 1. Gene Ontology annotation, molecular function: phosphatidylinositol-3-phosphate binding; 1-phosphatidylinositol binding; phosphatidylinositol-3,4-bisphosphate binding. Gene Ontology annotation, cellular component: lipid droplet. NCBI's taxonomy places the organism in Eukaryota, Metazoa, Chordata, Actinopteri, Gymnotiformes, Gymnotidae. The record is from RefSeq and is a predicted model, not a curated record. Gene Ontology annotation, biological process: lipid droplet formation.